GCAGUAGUGGUCGUCUGUUUUGGGUCUGGUGGCUUCCCGUACUCUCUCUGUCUCUGUGAUGAGCUCAGCUGUAUUCUUGAACUAAACGAGGAGACUAACCCCGUCCUGCAGCUGUUGUGAGUGUUAAAAGCUUUACUCUUGAACUAAAGGAGGAAACUACUGUCCUCCAGCUGCCGUGUUUCAGAGACAGCGAUGAUGACCGGAGACGCGGAGCUCUCCAUGUUUCCAGCAGACAGCCGUUUAUUCGAGGACUCGUUCAGCGCGGAAAACACAUACCGAGUUUCUGGACAGAACAUCACAAUUCAUCAGUAUUACUGCGCAAACCUGGGAGUUUCUGCGUCAGUGUGGGAGUCCGCUCUUCAUUUAUGCCAGUUCUUUGAGUCUCUGGAUCUCAGUGGGAAGCGGAUAAUAGAGCUGGGAGCAGGAACGGGUCUGGUUGGGAUAGUGGCUGCACGAUUAGGAGCCCACGUGACUAUCACAGACCUGCCUUUGGCCCUCGCUCAGAUCGAGAGGAACGUUGCAUGUAACACUCCUCUCUCGGGCUGGCCCUCAGGCGCUCCUGCCGUGUGCCCGCUGUCAUGGGGCCGGGACCUCCACCGCUUCUCCUCCGCCUGGGAGUUUGUGCUGGGAGCUGAUAUCGUCUACACGCCGGAAACCUUCCCUCUCCUCGUGGACACGCUGGUCCAUCUGUGUAAGGACGGAGCUGUGGUCCUCCUGGCGUCCCCGAUGCGCAGAGAGCACGGCGCUCAGGACUUCUACAGCCGUGUGUUACCAGAGGUGUUCGAGGUGGAGCUGGUGCAACGACAUCCUGAGAGCAAUAUCAAUAUUUAUAAAGCAACUUUGAGAUGAUUGGAGCCGAUCUCAGCGUUCGGCCAUAAACAGGGAAACAUCCAGAACAGUCCAUCACAUGAGGCAGACAGUAAUGAACUUUAUAUCUGGAGCUGGGAGGUUUGAAUAAAUACUAUAUUUAUACAUUUAUUUAUAAAUAAAAAUGAUCUGGCAUAUUGUACACUUCAGUAAAA
Molecule: messenger RNA, 1022 nt
Organism: Pimephales promelas (fathead minnow)
Lineage: Eukaryota; Metazoa; Chordata; Actinopteri; Cypriniformes; Leuciscidae
Product: EEF1A lysine methyltransferase 3
Cellular component (GO): cytosol; protein-containing complex
Source: RefSeq, a predicted model, not a curated record